CUUACAUGGUUGUAAAUUGUUGUUUCAACCACAAUGGUAUCUGCAAUAUUGCAGUUUCGGAUGUCUUCGCAACUGCAAAUACCGAUUUUUUAGCUGCAUUUUCCCCCAUUACUAUUUUGGUUUGUUAUGUUAAACGCCCUUGCUUGAAUUCACCCACAAUAGUUGUAUUCUUUUUGGUUCACAGGUAUUUGGCAGCCGACUGUGCCAAGAUGGGAGAAGAUGUUUUGCUCUUCGGUUGGCUCAGUUCCAUGGAAAAGCUGGUAGAAACCAAGUAUAUGUAUCUGUACGACAACGUCGUUAAUUGGAAUGAUUCGGCUAGUGAAGAAGCCUUUGACAAUGCAAAAAGUAGGUUUUGGUCCGAAAUCAAUGGGCUUCCUUGUGACAUACCGUUGCCUGAUCCUGACAUUUACAUUGACGAUAUCGAUUGGAGUUCAACUAUUGACCCUGAGCUUAUUCUAGACUUGGAAAGAGACGCAAUAGUCCCUAGUGACAAAGAAAAUGAUGCGGAGGUUGUGAUCAUCGGCGACGCUCUACUUGUGAAUCAGUCAUUUUUCUGCAUUGGAAUUGCAAUAAAAUACACUAAAAUUUAACUUUCAACUUCGAUUUUUUUUUUUCAUUUUUGUAAUCUAAUUAAUGACAU
Molecule: messenger RNA, 640 nt
Organism: Cicer arietinum (chickpea)
Lineage: Eukaryota; Viridiplantae; Streptophyta; Magnoliopsida; Fabales; Fabaceae
Source: RefSeq, a predicted model, not a curated record